This is a messenger RNA of Thyridium curvatum, 2058 nucleotides long. RefSeq lists its product as uncharacterized. Gene Ontology annotation, molecular function: RNA binding; 5'-3' DNA helicase activity. NCBI's taxonomy places the organism in Eukaryota, Fungi, Ascomycota, Sordariomycetes, Thyridiales, Thyridiaceae. The transcript is spliced from 4 exons. The coding region runs from base 1 to 2058 and encodes 685 amino acids. The record is from RefSeq and is a predicted model, not a curated record.
AUGGCCCCCAAGCCCGUCGACGUCCCCCAGUUCGCGAGCGCCCAGCUCGCCCUCCUCGCGCGGGAGCUCCGGUCCGAGAUCGCCGAGACGGCCGACCUCGUCGCCGCCCACUCCCCGCAGGCCCUGCAGCGCUCCGGCCUGGCCCUGACCAACCUCGUCCUCUCGGGCCGGCGCACGGGCAUGGGCGGCCGCACUGUCGUCGAGCUGUCGGCCGACCCCGCUACUGCCACCACCACCACCACCACCACCAGCAGUCCUGGCUCAUCGGGAGGGGGAGGGGCCCAGCUGCCCGAGCACGGCCUGCGGACGGGCGACAUCGUGCUCGUGGCGGCGCAGCCGGCGGGGGCGGCGAAGCGCCGCGAGAUGAAGGAGAUGGAGCGCCGGGGGGUCAAGGGCGUGGUGGUGCGGACGCGCAGGGCGGACGUGAGCGUCGCGCUGGACGGUGGUGGCGGCGGCGCGGACGGGAAAGGGGGCGCUGACGGCGGGGACGAGGAUGCGGUGCUGGGCGGGCGGGUGUGGAUGGUCAAGUUGGCGGAUGAUGUUACGUAUCGGAGGAUGAACUUCACGAUGGAGAAGCUGCAAAAGAUGAGCGAGGCCGAGUACUCGAGCUUCACGCGGGUCCUGUUCGGGCUGUCUUCGCCCUCGCCGGUGCCGGAGGACCUGGCGGCCGAUGAGGACGUCGGCAGGCUGGAGUGGUUCGACCCGACGUUGAACGACUCACAAAAGGAAGCGGUCAGACUAACACACCGUUUCCCCCCCCCCUCCCCCCUUCCCCAGACCGGCAAGACACACACCCUCAUCGAGCUCAUCCUCCAGCUCGUCAAGCGCGGCCAGCGCAUCCUCGUCUGCGGGCCCUCCAACAUCUCGGUCGACAACAUCGUCGAGCGCCUCGCGCCGCACAAGGUCCCCAUCCUGCGCCUCGGCCACCCGGCGCGCCUGCUGCCCUCGGUGCUGAGCCACUCGCUCGACGUGCUGACGCAGACGUCCGAGGCCGGCGCCAUCGUCCGCGACGUCCGCGCCGAGAUGGACGCCCGGCAGGCCUCGGUCAAGAAGACGCGCAGCGGCCGCGAGCGCCGGCUCAUCUACGCCGACCUCAAGGAGCUGCGGCGCGAGUACCGCGAGCGCGAGAGGAAGUGCGUCGCCAGCCUCGUGGCGGGCAGCAGGGUCGUGCUGGCCACGCUGCACGGCGCGGGCGGGCCCCAGGUCCGGCACGAGGAGUUUGACGUCGUGGUCGUCGACGAGGCGAGCCAGGCGCUCGAGGCGCAGUGCUGGGUGCCGCUGCUGGCGGCCAGCAAGGCCGUGUGCGCCGGCGACCACCUGCAGCUGCCGCCGACGAUCAAGUCGCUCAACUCCAAGAGCGGCGGCGGCGGCAGCAGGGCGGGCGAGGCGGGAGACGGGGGGGUCGCCCCGGACGUCGUCGUCAAGGGGGCGACGCUCGAGACCACGCUGUUUGACCGGCUGCUGGCGCUGCACGGGCCCGGCAUCAAGCGCAUGCUCACCACGCAGUACCGGAUGCACGAGAAGAUCAUGCGGUUCCCCUCGGGCGAGCUGUACGAGUCCAAGCUGGUCGCGGCCGAGGGCGUCAAGGACCGGCUCCUGAAGGACCUCCCCUACGAGGUCGCGGACAACGACGAGACGCGAGAGCCGCUGAUCUUCAUCGACACCCAGGGCGGGGACUUCCCCGAGAAGAACGAGGAGGAAGACAGCACGGGGAAGAUCAGGAGUCUCCACGGGGAGAGCAAGAGCAACGAGAUGGAGGCCUUGCUGGUCAGGCAGCACGUCCAGGGGCUGGUGGAUGCCGGUGUCAAGCCUGAGGACGUAGCUGUUGUGACACCUUACAAUGCACAGCUUGGUUUGCUCGCGCCUCUCAAAGAGGCUUUCCCUGGCAUCGAGCUGGGCAGCGUGGAUGGCUUCCAGGGCCGCGAGAAGGAGGCUGUCAUUGUCUGCCUGGUGCGCAGCAACGCCGACGGCGAGGUGGGAUUCCUCGGCGAGAAGCGCCGGCUCAACGGUACGGUUUCCCCCCCCCCCCCUCUUUUGGACUUCUCCAUGAUAGAAUAG